AUGUCAGCUAUACAGCAUGAGGAAGAUGAUCCAAUUUCUCCUGUUCAUAACUCAAGAGAGUCACCUCACACACGUGGUCAACAGGUCGCACGAUUCCUAGCGAGCGUGGAAAACGGUGCCGACAAUCGCAGCUUCACAGUGGAAGAGGAGGAGCGUGUGCUACGCCGUAUUGAUCUACGCGUUCUGCCACUCUUGUUGGGCGCAUACUUCUUUCAGCAGCUUGAUAACUCCUUCCUGCAUCGCAGUGACCCAAAUGUGGUGACGUCGACGAGAACAAACACUCAGAGCAGUGAUGUGGAAUGGGAUGAAUGGUCUAACCUUCAUUUCAUGCCCGACUCCCCUAUGGAAGCGAAGUUCCUGAGCGACCGUGAAAAGUACAUCUCCGUUGAGCGUCUUCGUGCGAACCAAAUGGGAAUUGUCUCUAGAGAAUGGCGGUGGGAUCAUGUGUGGGAGACUCUAUAUGAUAUGAAAACUUGGUGUUGGUCUUUCUUGGUGCUGUCAAUAUCCAUCCCAAGCGGUGGAAUUAGCAGUUUCGGGAACCUGAUUAUUGAAUCAUUCGGGUAUACGAACUUCGAAUCUAUUUUGUUCAAUCUUCCCCUGGGAGCGAUUCAAAUAAUUGCCAUUGUUGGAGGUGGUUGGCUUGCUACUCGAUUCAAGAUGAAGGGAAUGAUCAUAGCCCUUUUCGCUGCUCUCUCCACCAUUGGGACGAUUUUGAUGCUUGUCAUACCACGAAGCAACAAGGGAGUCUUGCUGUUUGGAUAUUACAUGGUAUCAACACUUGCUGCCAUCACACCUAUCAUUUAUGCGUGGGAAGCACAAAACACAGCGGGUGAUACGAAGAGAAAGUUCACGUCCGCCAUUGUGCUAGUGAUCGGACCGCAGCUUUUUCAAACCUCUCAAGCCCCGGCGUACCGGCCAGGUCUUAUUGCUUGCUUAAUUAUGUUCAUCCUUGUGGGUAUUUUUGCAAUAUUGACUGAUUUCUAUUUAAUAAUUCUCAACAAAAAGCAUGCAAAGAAGAGAAAACUUCUAGGCAAGUCCGCGGUCAUAGUUGAUAAGUCAAUGUUGGCAAAGGAUGAGAUUCAACACAGUAAGGCUGUGGAGGUUGAAGACAUAAAUGAGCAACAGGCUUCUAAUACGACAGCUGUGGACAAUGAGUUUGCGGAUACCACUGAUCUCCAGAAUGAGGACUUCAUAUAUGCCUACUAG
Molecule: messenger RNA, 1206 nt
Organism: Penicillium malachiteum
Lineage: Eukaryota; Fungi; Ascomycota; Eurotiomycetes; Eurotiales; Aspergillaceae
Product: major facilitator superfamily domain-containing protein
Exons: 7
Coding region: 1-1206 (401 amino acids)
Cellular component (GO): membrane
Molecular function (GO): transmembrane transporter activity
Source: RefSeq, a predicted model, not a curated record